This is a messenger RNA of Fulvia fulva, 756 nucleotides long. RefSeq names its product Glutathione S-transferase omega-1. Bases 1 to 756 code for a protein of 251 amino acids. Gene Ontology annotation, cellular component: cytoplasm. The transcript is spliced from 3 exons. NCBI's taxonomy places the organism in Eukaryota, Fungi, Ascomycota, Dothideomycetes, Mycosphaerellales, Mycosphaerellaceae. The record is from RefSeq and is a predicted model, not a curated record.
AUGACAACCAACGGCCACAACGUCGCCGCCCAGCAGGCUCCCAAAAUCACCCUCUACACCAACCAUCGAUGCCCUUAUGCCCAGCGUGCUCAUAUCACGCUUGACGAGUUGAAGUUGCCGUAUGAGGAGGUCAUUAUAGAUUUGGAUACGCCCAGACCGCAGUGGUACUUGGACAUCAAUCCACGUGGCCUCGUCCCUUCGAUCAAGUACACGGUCCCGGGCGUGUUUGAUGAGGAGAUCAUAACGGAGUCGGCGAUUGUCGCGCAGUUCCUGGCGGACUCGUUUCCGAGCCAUUUGUUGCCUGCUAGCAGAGAGAGUCCGGAUGCGCCGUUGAGGAGGGCGAGGAUUGGGUUUUUUGUUGAUACGUGGGGGUCUAAGGUUGGUGCGAAUUGGUUCCAAGUCAUCAAGGCCGACUCCCGGAGCGAGAAACAACAAAAGGUCGACGAAUGGGUCGCUGUCGUCAAGAAGGAGAUUGAGCCUCUUCUCGCCGGCGCGAAGCCUUUCUUUGGUGGAUCCGAGAAGUUAACAUUUGCGGAAGUCAUUGCGGCUCCUUUCAUUUUGAGGUUCUAUGCGCUGGCUAAUGAUGGCGAGCUGAUUCCGAAGAAUUUGGUGGAGCAGUUCGAUGCGCUGCCGAACUUUGGGAAGUGGGCGAAGGCUGUGAGAGAGCAUCCGAGUGUGACGAACCUUUGGGAUGAGAAGGCAAAUGUGGAGGGGACGAAGCAGAGAAUUGAGAAGAUGAAGGCUGCGGCGAAGUAG